This is a messenger RNA of Linum tenue, 341 nucleotides long. The record is from the annotation of a GenBank genome assembly. Lineage: Eukaryota; Viridiplantae; Streptophyta; Magnoliopsida; Malpighiales; Linaceae.
AAGAAAAUAACCCCAGCCGCCCACUGCCAUUCUGUUCCCCCGCGAGAAAACCCCAAGCCCCACCGCCUUCCAAAUCAAUUCCCCAGCGACCGCCGCCAAUUAACUCACCAGCUCGCGCGAGUCGACAGCCGAUCCCGAUCCCAUCCCUCUCGUGUUCUAGCGGUGACGUUGAGGGUUCGAUCAACGAGGAGAUCAACAUCCCGGGUCAUCCAACCUAGGCCUAGGCACGUUCUAGAGGUCGUAGAGGAGGAGCUAGGGAGCAUCCAGUCGAGGAGCACCCAGUGAGAGAGCAGGCUACCAGAGGGGGACCACGAUAACACUUCUGAAGAUGUCUGAUCACG